This is a messenger RNA of Vitrella brassicaformis, 4118 nucleotides long. The record is from the annotation of a GenBank genome assembly. Lineage: Eukaryota; Vitrellaceae.
GGAGACGUACGUCCAUCAGCAUGCACUCACGCACACUGCAACAUUCACCAACCACAACGAGGCAAUCAAUCACUGCAUCCGCACAGCAACACACAAACCAUCAUCGCAUCCGUCCAGAAAGACAGACGCAACGAAGCACCCUACCCACUCGGCAACGCCCAGAAGGCCCCGGCCGCUUGACUGAUGGUCUUACAACAUCAUGUCGGUCGACACCUGCUGCUUGCUGGCCGGCAGGGCGGUGAGGUCCGAGAUUUAUCUAGGUAACUAAGAAAUCGUCGUCGUCGUCAGGCCGCAAGGAUAGCUGAAGUUUGCAAACACCGUAACAAUCGCGGGACGGACGCACGGACGGACGGGACGGGACGGGACGGACGAGAAAGCCACACAGAGGGAUCACUCACUCAUCCACUUCAACACCAGCACCAACCAGGAGACUCGAUAGCCUCUUAAAAACGCCACGCCAAUCGUCGACAGACAGCAUCACGGGCAGACCCCAGCUGAAGGAAGGAUCCAUCCCACUCACUGCCAAGGACCCACUGCCAAAGAGGGAAACUUCCGCAUGCUGACGCGAACAAGCUGAUACAUAACGGCCGAUAUCGAUCGCUCGCCGGAAACCGCCGCCCACAGCCCCCUUCCCCUCCCCCCUGCUCCCCUCCCCCCUGGUUGAUAUGCACAUGUAUCUAGGUAGGGCCCUCAGCACAGCAGGGCACGGCAGUAGUCAGGCAACAAACUCUAGGGGCGCAGGACGCCUCAAGAGUGUCUGUUAGGCACAAAGCAGAAGAGGGGCGGGAUAGGGGUAGGCCACAACGGGAUGGCCCCCAUAGACACAAAUAUCAGCCAGCCAGCCAGCCAGCCAGGCCAAGGCAGGCAAGUCCCCCUUUCAGCCAGCCAGCCAGCCAUCCGCACCAGCCGCUCGCCCUCCCCUCUGUCUCUCCCGUCCCCCCUCCACACACCACACGAGUAAAAAGAGUACUGGCACAAUGAAUGUGGCAUGAAUGCACCCGCCCAACAGACCGACUCAUCAAUCCCCCAGCCCGCCAGCCAGCCAGCCAGCCAGCCCCGUCUAUCCACCGCUCCGCUCCGCUCGAUCAGACUUAAACGUCCUCUCUCCAUCUUCAUUCAGACACCCGACACACCAGCCGUCCGUCAUCACCACGCAAUAAGUAGUACUGCUGCAGUGGGCGUCAUUGUCAUCGGUUGCUCUUGGAGAGCUGCUGUGGGCCGGACGGCAGCGGAGGGAACAGGGGCAGGUCCAUGUCGCUGCCUGCCUGGCCGAAUGGCGCCGCAUCAUAGCCUCCACUCGUCCCGUUUUGGACGCGAUAAGCAGUGAAGCCCCCCAGCUGCUGCCCUGCCCCGCCAAAGGGACCGUCAUAUGCCCCUCCCCCUCCGCCGCUGGACUGGCGAUGCGCGUCAAAGCCAAUAGCGCCGUGGCGCCCGGGGCUAUACUGACUCUCGGCGAAUGACGAUGGGCCACCAUAACCACCACCUGCAGCAGGAGCAGGAGCAGGAGCAGCAGCAGCACUAGCAGCUGGGCCAGGAGCAGCCGAUGGGCCAGACGGGGCUGUUGGUGCGCUGGUGCCGGGACGUGGUGGUGGUGGGUAGGAGGGGCGGGGAGGGGGGAACGCGGGCCGUGGAGGGAUGAAGAGGUCACCCUCAUGCCGACCCGAGCUCCCAUUCGCUACGGUCUUGAUGUGCUGGGCAGGCGGCUGCUGGUAUGGCCCCGGCGCGUGCAGCGGUGCACCUGGAGCGGCCCCGUACGACGGCUCGGCAGCCUGACCGAAUCCGGUGCCAAACUUGGGCGGCGAGUAGGUCGGUGGGACAGCAGCAGCAGACGGACCACUGAGUACAAACCCUCCAUGAGCAGCGCCGCUGACGUCCUCAGCGCCAUACUCGCCCUCAGGGAUGCCAACGACGUUGAAGCCCCAGUCGUCCUCCUCCUCCUCAUCGGCCUCGUCACGUGCUGCAUGGGCAUGGGCCUGCGGCUGUUGCUGCUGAGCGUCGUGAGGAUUGUAGCCGUUGGGCGGGCCGGGGCGGGGUGCCGGGGUCGGCCCAUUGCGCUGCAUUGGCGACCCGACAGCACGCCACUCGUCUCUGCGGCCUGACGCAGCCGUGGGUACUUGGACGUCGCUCUCGUCGAUGAAGCCGUGGGAUGGUGGCACAGCCCCCAGGUUGGCCGCUUGGAUGCGCUCGGCCAAGGUGAUCUCCUGACCCCAGGCGUUGCCGCCAGAUGGUCUCAGCCCGCUGCCCGAUGACCACCGUGUUGGCGCCAUGGCGGGUCUAGUGGCCGGCGACGGCACACUCGGUGGUCGUGCGGGUGCCGAUGGACGCGAUGGGGCUGUGGUCUUGGGUAAAGCGGGGUGGGCAGCGAACGUUCUGGGGGCCGGGGUGGUGGUCUUGGGAGUGGUGCCGCUGGAGGCUGAGGCCGAGGCCGAAGCUGAGGCCGAAGCAGAUGCGUGUGAGACGUCGCCGUUGAGUCUUGCCGCCCGAUUCUGCAUGCCCUGCUUGUAGGCCGCUUGUGCCUGCUGGGCGAGCUCGCCCUGCUGCUCGAACACGUAGAGGUGCGCCAGAGGACCUGACCGAGGACACAACACGAUGGUGCGGUGCGAGGGAUACAUCGCGAUGGCUCAUUCAUCAUCGUGUGGGUGUUCUGUGAGAUGUCUUACAGUUGUCCUUGGGUCCUGAGUAUUUGCACUUGGAGGGGCCGCACGUGCGGCGGUCCUUCUCCAUGCACAGCCACACACCCUUGGAGCGCACGAACUCUAGCACUGCAGCAAGACACACACACACACGACAGAGAUACCAUGCACUUCGUCUGUGAUGUGCACGUGUGGUGGUUACGUUCAGCGGGUCUGUUGAUGCGAUUGAACUCGAGCCGCAGCCACAGCGGCACACAGCGGGACUGAUUGCUGCACACACACAGAGGGGAGGGAGGGAUACAUUUCAUUCUGUAUCUGGUGUCGAGCUGCCCGUCCCUCCCUCCCUCACCGGUCGUCCUUUCUGGGGUAUGCCGGGUUCCGCGCCAGACUCGACAGCAGAAACGUCGCACCACGACCUGAAAACGCAUGCGAUAGAUACAUUGUGUGUCCACCGGCUGUACUCCUGGUGUCUUGUCUCGUCUGUCUGUCUGUGUGUACCGUACCUGUGAUUUGGUUGUGUGAGAGGUGCAGCUCCCAUAUCGGCACGGGGGUCUUCUCCACCAGCUGAGCCAGCUCACGCACACCUGAUUGAUGGGAGGGAUGGGCAGGGCAACAACAGAGAGAUGGAUGGAUGGAUGGACACAAUGAGUGGUGCUCUGGGCGUCAGGUCAGGGCUCACCUUCGUCAGUGAUUCGAUUUUUGUAGAACUUGAGUAUCUUGACGUGCAGCUUGUGCUUCAAGGAGAACUCCUGCACACAACGAUCCAACACACCAUCGCCGUGGCGUUGCAUUGUGUAUGAGGGCUGUUGGCAGCUGACCACGAAGAGCUUGACUGAUUUGUCCGUCAGAUUGUUGUUGGACAGCGUGAUGUCUCCAAUGUAAGACGCGAUGCCUAAUUGACAUUGACAAACGGCCGCACACAAGCCUGAUGCGCUGCCGUCCUUCAUCUCCGUGUGUGUGGCAGUCAGUGUACUUGUGGCUGCGGUGGCGAGAGUGUCGUCAAGCCAGCGGAAAAACUUCUCAAUCAUCUGGUCAUCUGAGUCAAAGAAGCAACACCAACAGACGCAGGGAAGAGAAGAGCACUAUGGCCAUAUAUCGCUCCCUCCCAGUGCGUGUCGGCCCCCGUCCGUGCGCUAACCCAUCUUGGGCGAUGUGAAUCCCUCACUGCGGUUCUCCAUGGGGUCCAGCUGACCACAACGCGCACACACACACAAGCAGAGGCACAUUCACUCACUCAGCCACACGCCACACACACCCACGGCCGUACAGGUGCCUGUGCUGGUGUGUGCGGUGCUGCUCACCAUGAUUUUGAGUAUCUUGUCUUUGGUGGAGAGGAAGAUGAAGUCGUUCCAGUCCUCAAUCGUCAGGUUCUCCAUCGCGCCGGAGGCUGUCUGAGCCAUUCAGCCGAUAGAGCACACACCUUCACACACUGGCAGCUGCCCCACUCCGCUCUCCAAAAAUGCACGCGCACCGCUUCUCUUUCCC